Molecule: messenger RNA, 987 nt
Organism: Striga hermonthica
Lineage: Eukaryota; Viridiplantae; Streptophyta; Magnoliopsida; Lamiales; Orobanchaceae
Source: the annotation of a GenBank genome assembly
AUGUCGGAGCUACUUACAGAAAUGGAGGAUACUCUGCCCUUCAAAACCCUACACAGCAGAGAGUACCAUGGCCACAAGAAGAAGGUACAUUCGGUGGCUUGGAAUUGCUCGGGCACGAAGCUGGCCUCGGGCUCCGUUGAUCAGACGGCCCGAAUUUGGCAUAUUGAACCUCAUGGGCAUGGUAAGGUUAAAGACAUUGAGCUCAAAGGGCACACAGAUAGUGUGGAUCAGUUAUGCUGGGACCCAAAACACGCUGAUUUGAUUUCAACAGCAUCAGGGGACAAGACCGUCCGCUUGUGGGAUGCACGGAAACUCAGUGGGGAAAACAUAAAUAUAACUUACAAGCCUGAUGGGACUCAUAUAGCUGUUGGGAAUCGGGAUGAUGAGUUAACCAUAAUGGAUGUACGCAAAUUCAAGCCCAUACAUAAGCGCAAAUUCAACUAUGAGGUGAAUGAGAUUGCGUGGAACAUAACUGGUGAUAUGUUCUUUUUAACUACCGGAAAUGGUACUGUGGAAGUGCUUUCAUACCCUUCACUUCGUGCCGUUAGUACCCUUAUGGCCCACACAGCAGGCUGCUACUGCAUUGCAAUUGACCCAUUGGGAAGAUAUUUUUCUGUGGGGAGUGCUGAUUCUGUAGUCAGCCUUUGGGAUGUAAAAGAGAUGCUCUGUGUACGUUACAUUCACAAAACUCGAGUAAGUUUAUACUUAUGGCCCGCUCGGACAAUUAGUUUCAAUCACACUGGAGAAUAUAUAGCUUCGGCCAGCGAGGAUCUGUUCAUUGAUAUUGCCAAUGUCCAAACGGGCCGGUCGGUUCACCAGAUCCCUUGCCGGGCCGCAAUGAACAGUGUCGAAUGGAAUCCAAAGUAUAACUUGCUUGCAUAUGCAGGGGACGAUAAAAAUAAAUACCAGGCUGAUGAAGGUGUGUUUGGAUAUUUGGGUUUGAAAGCGCGUAGCUGCUUAUAUUUUCAGUAUUUCACUAUAUUUUGA